This is a messenger RNA of Mustela erminea (ermine), 567 nucleotides long. It is a transcript of the gene S100A3, whose product is annotated as S100 calcium binding protein A3. Bases 92 to 397 code for a protein of 101 amino acids. The transcript has 3 exons. Gene Ontology annotation, cellular component: cytoplasm. Gene Ontology annotation, molecular function: transition metal ion binding; calcium ion binding. Lineage: Eukaryota; Metazoa; Chordata; Mammalia; Carnivora; Mustelidae. The record is from RefSeq and is a predicted model, not a curated record.
GGAGACAGCCAGGGAGUCCUCAAGGAUUCCCAGUGUGGGGGUGCAGUUGGGGAGGUGGGAUGCUCUCUGAGGAGUUUGCCCUGAUGGGAGGAUGGCCAGGCCUCUGGAACAGGCGGUGGCUGCCAUCGUGUGCACCUUCCAGGAGUAUUCGGGCCGCGGCGGGAACAAGCACAGGCUCUGCCAGGGGGAGCUCAAGGAGCUGCUGCAGAAGGAGCUGCCCACCUGGACCCCGACGGAGCUGCGGGAGUGUGACUACCAUCAGUUCAUGAGCGUCCUGGACACCAACAAGGACCAGGAGGUGGACUUCGGGGAGUUCGUGCGCGCCCUGGCCUGCCUGUGCACCUACUGCCACGACUACUUCAAGGACUGUCCCCCCGAGCCCCCCUGCCCCCAGUAGGCUCCGCUCCCACAGGCGCCUGACACGGGACCCAGGUCAGGCUGACCCAGGGGGCUAGAGGCGGGUGGGGACCUCCCCAGGGUCCCAAAGCCCCAGAGCUCUGCCUCCCCCUGUGGCUGCACAUGGAUGAGGCCCUGACCCCGGAGCGUCCACUUCACGCCUAAUAAAGA